GGGCGGGAUGCCGCAGUGAGUUGCCGGCCAUGGGGGGCGCGAGCGCCUGCUUCCCGCUCUGCCUGCUGCUGGCCACCGCGCAGCUGGCCCGGCCGCAGACCCCAGAGAGACCUGUUUUCACAUGUGGCGGUAUUCUUACCGGAGAGUCUGGAUUUAUUGGCAGUGAAGGUUUUCGAAUGUACCCUCCAAACAGCAAAUGUACUUGGAAAAUCACAGUUCCUGAGGGCAAAGUGGUCGUUCUGAAUUUUCGAUUCAUAGACCUGGAGAAUGACAACCUGUGUCGCUAUGACUUCGUGGACGUGUACAACGGCCACGCCAAUGGCCAGCGCAUCGGGCGUUUCUGUGGCACAUUCCGACCUGGAUCGCUCGUAGCCAGUGGCAACAAGAUGAUGGUACAAAUGAUUUCCGACGCCAACACCGCUGGAAGUGGCUUCAUGGCAACGUUCUCUGCCGCUGCGCCAGAUGGAAAAGGGGACCGGUAUUGUGGAGGACGCCUUGAAAAACCUUCCGGUUCCUUUAAAACUCCCAACUGGCCAGACCGAGAUUACCCCGUAGGAGUUACUUGUGUGUGGCACAUCAUAGCUCCGAAGAACCAGCUCAUAGAGUUAAAGUUUGAGAAGUUUGAUGUUGAGCGCGAUAACUACUGCAGAUAUGACUACGUGGCUGUGUUUAAUGGUGGAGAAGUCAACGAUGCUAAAAGAAUUGGAAAGUACUGUGGGGACAGCCCACCUGUACCAAUCGUGUCUGAGAAAAAUGAACUCCUCAUUCAGUUUUUAUCAGACUUAAGUUUAACAGCGGAUGGAUUUAUUGGUCACUACAAAUUCAGGCCGAAAAAAUUUCCCACAACCACAGCCACGCCCAUCACCACCACAUUCCCCGUAACUACAGGUUUAAAACCCACUGUGGCCCUGUGUCAGCAAAAGUGUAGACGGAUGGGGACUCUGGAGAGCAAUUAUUGUUCAAGCAACUUUGUGUUAGCUGGCACAGUCAUCACGACGGCCACUCGAGGCGGGAGUCUGCAUGCCACAGUCUCGAUCAUCAGCAUAUACCGGGAGGGCAACCUGGCCAUUCAGCAGGCUGGCAAGAACAUGAGCGUCAAGCUCACUGUGGUCUGCAGACAGUGCCCCCUUCUCAGACGAGGUCUCAAUUACAUUAUCAUGGGACAAGUCGGUGAAGAUGGGCGUGGCAAGAUCAUGCCAAACAGCUUUGUCAAGAUGUUCAAGAAUAAGAAUCAGAAGCCCAUGAACGCCCUGAAGAACAAGCAGUGUUAGCCUGUGCUCUGUCACAUAACCUGAACUCGCUCAUCACCGCUGAACGAUCUGUUCUGUCCACUUAGAAAAAAGCAAAACGAAACCCGUGCUAUUUAAUACUGAGCGUUCUGAGAGAAGGAGCCGCGUUACUCCUCCAGUGACGGAUGUGCGAACCCGGCCCCUGUUUUGCUGGUGGAAGACCUGCGCCUGCGCCUGAGGUCAGGCAUCUGAGAGCCCUUCCACCCACUGCCUGAUGGGAAACAACAGCUAGCACCGGCCGCUGGAAACUUGUACAUACAUACGUCUGUAGGAGGAUAUUCUAGAGUCGAGUUGUAAGAAGAUAUAAAAGAGAAUUUUAUAAAGUGCAAUAUUUAUAAUAUUUGGUCACCUUCAAGCAUUUGCUCUGAGGUGUCACAUUCUCCUUUCUCUUGCAUUUUUUAAGUCAAUGCUUAAUAAAAUGUUUUAAAUGAU
Molecule: messenger RNA, 1721 nt
Organism: Rattus rattus (black rat)
Lineage: Eukaryota; Metazoa; Chordata; Mammalia; Rodentia; Muridae
Gene: Pcolce2
Product: procollagen C-endopeptidase enhancer 2
Molecular function (GO): protein binding
Source: RefSeq, a predicted model, not a curated record